Molecule: messenger RNA, 519 nt
Organism: Pediculus humanus corporis (human body louse)
Lineage: Eukaryota; Metazoa; Arthropoda; Insecta; Psocodea; Pediculidae
Exons: 2
Coding region: 1-519 (172 amino acids)
Source: RefSeq, a predicted model, not a curated record
AUGUUCAUCAUAGAAAACUGCGGAGUUCAACACCACUUCAGUUGCCCACACUUUAUAAGCUCAAACAAUCUUCAGAUUUCAGCAGUGCCCAGUUUGAAUAAAAAAUUGAGCAAAAUCCAAAGAAGAGAUAUUCCAUUAGGAGACCCGUUUUUAGGAUUUCCACAAAAUAUUGAGGUGAAUAAUGAGAACCAAGCAAAAAAAACAAUUAUUUAUCCCCAACUUCCAACAGCAUUACCUCCAUUACCACCACCACCACCUCCACCACAGACCAUUCCAAAAUAUACUCCUGUCAAACCUUUAGUCAAACCGAAUGAAACGGAAGCUGAGAGAGCUGAAAGAAUUCAUAAAUCUUUUGAAAGAUUGCUGACGUUUGUUGAAAUUGUCGGUCAGGUUGAUAAUUAUGUCUCUAGCAAAUGGAAAAAUCUUGUUCGAACAGUGUCCAAUUUUUAUGAAGUUGAAGAUGAACCUUAUCGUGUUAGUGCAAGGAGAAUUUAUGGUACCUGUGGCAAUGCUCACUAA